This is a messenger RNA of Bursaphelenchus xylophilus (pine wood nematode), 800 nucleotides long. NCBI's taxonomy places the organism in Eukaryota, Metazoa, Nematoda, Chromadorea, Rhabditida, Aphelenchoididae. The record is from the annotation of a GenBank genome assembly.
AUGUCCGCCGAGUUGGUCCAAUCCUAUAACGAGCAAGUCCUCAGCCGAGAACCCCACGAACUUGUCCAUUCCAGUCCCCGGACCGAGUAUAAGGAGGUCGGAUACACCGUGGCCGAAGAAGUGAAUGAUGAUAAAUCGGUGGAAGAUGAGCAACAACAGGCCUACCGAUCUCGAAACACCUCCACGAGUUCUUCAGGGCAAAACUCUGAAGUCGAACAUCAGGAUUCUCGCGGAUACCAACAACAGAAUCAAGGCGAGGAGCCCCAAGAAGCAGAGUUGCAUCAUCAAGAGCUCAAGGAAGAACCGCUUCAAAAAUCGGAUGAAACGGUUGAAGAUGAGGAGGAAGAAGAACAGGUAAUCGAAAUAAUAAAGGAAGUCAAAAUCGAAGUGACAGAGUCCAAAGAAGACCGUAAACCAGCUGCUCCAAUUCAAAGGAACACCGAUACCAGGGUAAGAAACAUAGAUUAUUCUUUAACAGAUACUUGUAGCCUAUUCCGAAGCCAUUGGCUCAACGGGAGAUCACUUCCGCCCCGAUGGCUGACUCAGUGAAAUCAUUGGAAAAAGAUGAGAAUGAUUGGGCGAGAAAAAAUCAGGGAAGGGGCAAGAUCAACGCCCUUAUUGCUCGUUUCAACAACGGAUCUGUUCUCAACGAAAAUAACGACAACGUAGCCCAGUACAAGUCAGGUCAGUGACUACUCUACUAUCGUCCAGCUUAACGUCCGACAACUUAUACAUUAAUGUUUUCAGAUUACGGAGUUGGAAAAGGGAAGGGACAACUCAGGCAGGAUGUCUUCCACUGA